This is a messenger RNA of Dimorphilus gyrociliatus, 2098 nucleotides long. NCBI's taxonomy places the organism in Eukaryota, Metazoa, Annelida, Polychaeta, Dinophilidae. The record is from the annotation of a GenBank genome assembly.
CAGAUCAUUAGACAUGGCGCUGGGUACGAGAUGUUUGUUUGUUUGCUCUUAUUCAAGGAGGUAUUUCUCCUGUCUUAGAUCAUCAAUUCUAAAACAAAAGAUUUCAUACCCGAGUGGCCUCUAUGUACACUGCAGAUUCUCAUCCGUCCAGUCUGGGAGUGGAGAUAUCAACUUCCGAUACGAGAAUGGCUUACCAGUUUUAUCGUUACCGCUACCGUCGCGUGAUGAAACUUACCAAUUUACAUUGAAGCCUAUUUCAAACACAUUAGGCGAUUUAUUCAGAUUCGUCCGCAAUGAGGAUUCGUCUAUUGAACGUCUGGCGGCAUACACAACGGAUGGCGAGAGAUUAGCACAAUCAACGCCGAUGGAACACUUAAUCCAAUCAAGUUUCGAGCUCGUAUUGAAUGAUAACAGGUAUAUGGUGCAUCCAGCUGUUGUCGAGUCGAGAACAUCUAGUGAAGCCGUUAGCGAUUUGGAGAAAAUGAAAAAUGGUAUAGCCCAAUUGUAUAACACUCUUCAUAUCGACCAGCACCAAAUGCAAAAAGAAAAGGUUCUUUUGGAGCGUUUAGAGGAGCUAAAGAUGGAAAUCGAACCGCUUGAAACAGGUAGAAUGGAAUUGGAUAGAGCAGCAGAGAAGCGGACGAAAUUUCUCUCGUGGUUUGGAUUAGGACUUAUGGGAUUGCAGUUUGGACUAUUGGCCCGUUUAACAUGGUGGGAAUACUCGUGGGAUAUUAUGGAGCCGAUAACAUAUUUUGUUACUUACGGGACGUCGAUAGCCAUGUUCGCGUAUUACGUCGUCACGAGACAGGAAUACAAUUUCGUGGACGUCCGGAAUCGGGAAUAUUUAUUAACAAUGCAUAGGGGAGCCAAGAAACGAGGUCUUGAUAUCAACAAAUACAACCAACUAAAGGAAGAGAUCUAUCAAGUAGAAUACGAUUUGAAGCGACUUAGGGAUCCUUUGCAGUUGCAGCUGCCGAUUAACGCCUUGAAGCCUCAAGAUAGGAGUGAAGAUGUUGCUUAGAUUGAAUUUAGGAAGUGAGGGUGUACGUCUUUAUCAGUUUAUCUGUCAUUUUUACCGAGGUAAAAUUUAGUUAUGUAAGUGGGACGAGAUGCUUCUUUAUCAAAAAUUUAAUUUCAGUCUUCUUUUUAACAUUUUCUUUUUUAAAUUAAAAAAAAGAAUGCAUUAAAAAACAAAAAUAACAAAAAAAAAAACAAAAAAAAAACGAACAAACAAACAAACAAAAUAUUAAAAAUUAAACUUAUUUUCGAUCUUUUCACAAAAAUUUGAUUUAAAAUGAAAAUAAUGGAAAAUAAUUUUAUUUUAUCUCUGCAGUAAAAAAAUAAUAAUAACAACAAUAAUAAUAAUUUUCCAGAUUUUUCCUUAUCAAGAAUUUUUAACCUUUUUAUAGAUUGUAGUUUUUUCUUUUUCUCUUUCUUUUUAAAGAAACAAAGAAGAGAAGAAAUGGAAAAAAAUUAUAGAGAAACAGUUAUUUAUUUUUUAAAAAAUGAUAUAAAGCUUUGUUUUCUUUUUUUUUUUAAUGUAAAAAAACUUUUCUUUUGCCAUAAACUUAAAAUCCCCCCCAGAAAAUUGUACAAACUACAGAUUUAUAUACUGUAUAUUAUACUAUAUAGAUAUAUAUAGUAUAAUGUUGAAUAAUAGUACUUUAAUGUUUUAAAAAAAUGAAUAUAAUUUGAUUAAAAUUUCAAUUAACUGUCAUUUUAAAAAGAAAAUUAACAGUUUUUUUAGUUUAAUACUUUAAGACAAAUUCUUUGAAGUGUGACAUAUCAAAAAUAUGAUGAUCUUUCUCUCUCUCUCUCUCUCUCUCUCUCUCUCUGUGUGGAUCAUUCAUGCUUACUUGUCUAUUUGUUAUACUAAAAAAAGAAAUACAAAACUGGACGGAGAAGGCUCUUUCUUUUUGUGCGAUAUUUUAUUAUCACUUAUUACUCUUAGUUUAUUUGAAUGAAAUACAAAUCUUUUAAGCUUUUAAUAACGAAAUAUAGUUUACACUCUUCGUCUAUAUGUUAUUUUAACGAAGUAACAUAUAUAUAUAUAUAUCAAAUAUUGUUUAUUAAUAAUGAAUGAAGUGUCUUAAAUGGC